Thamnophis sirtalis is the source of this 1757-nucleotide messenger RNA. NCBI's taxonomy places the organism in Eukaryota, Metazoa, Chordata, Lepidosauria, Squamata, Natricidae. The record is from RefSeq and is a predicted model, not a curated record.
AUAUUGAUGAAUGCAGAGAUGGCACUCACCAAUGCCGAUACAACCAGAUUUGUGAAAACUCAAAAGGAAGUUAUCGGUGCGUGUGCCCAAGAGGCUAUCGACACCAGGGAGUUGGAAGACCCUGUGUGGACAUUAAUGAAUGUGAACAAGUGCCUAAACCUUGUGCAUAUCAGUGCGCCAACAUGCCCGGCAGCUUCAAGUGUAUCUGUCCUCCAGGACAACAUUUAUUAGGUGAUGGCAAGUCUUGCGCUGGAUUGGAGAGGUUCUCAAAUUAUGGCACCUAUUACAAUAGCUAUAAUUAUGCUCAGUUCUCCCCCAUGAGAGACAACUAUCGACCUCAACAAUAUAUCAGGCACUCCUCCAAUCUCUACAGCUCCUACUCAGAGUAUAGGAACAGCAGAAUUCCCAUCGCCAGGACUAGAAGAAAUGUUAGAGAGCCUUGCCCUGAAGGCUAUGAGGCAAGAAAUAACAAAUGUAUAGACAUUGAUGAAUGUGAGAACAGAGGUGUAUGUCAGCAUGAAUGCAGGAAUAUCUUAGGGAGUUACCAGUGUUUUUGCCCAUCAGGUUACCGAAUCAUGCCCAAUGGCAAAACGUGUCAAGACGUAGAUGAAUGCCUUGAACAGAACAUCUAUUGUGGGCCAAACCGCAUGUGUUUUAACAUGAAAGGAAGCUAUCAGUGUAUAGAAACUACUUGCCCUCCAAGCUACCAACAAGAUCGACUUUCUGGAUCGUGCCUCAAGAACUGCCCCCCCAAUGACUUGGAAUGUGCCUUGAGUCCUUAUGCUUUGGAAUACAAAUUUGUAUCCCUCCCAUUUGGGAUUGCUGCCAAUCAGGAUCUAAUCCGAUUAGUUGCCUAUACUGAAGACGGAGUGAUGCACCCGAGGACCAGUUUCCUUAUGGUGAAUGAGGACAUGAGCAUCCCCUUUUCACUCAGAGAUGAGAACUUGAAGGGCGUGGUGUAUACCACGAGGCCUCUGCGGGAGCCAGAGACUUAUCGGAUGAAAGUCAGAGCUCUUUCGUACAGCAGUGACGGAACCAUUGAAUAUCAAACCACUUUCAUAGUCUAUAUAGCUGUGUCCGCUUAUCCUUACUAGGAGAAGCAUUGCCCAAAAUAAUCAUAGUAUGUUAACCACAUGCAUACAUCCCACUGGGUGUCACCACUUCCAGAAUGACUGCCUCAUCUCUAAACAGUUGCAGACUGUGCAACUUGGGAGAAAAUGGUGCUACGUUUCUUAUUUCUGACUGCCAAACUUGUUGCAAUAAUGCCAUCUUGACAAAAAUAACUGUAGUCUAUGAAUCAUUUGGAAUCUUACCACAUGCUUUAUUUAUUACACUGGAGCAAUCACCUCCCAAAGAUUGUUCUGCUGACUCUUGGGAACUAGUUAGCGAUAGUAGUUAGGCAAUUUAUUUAGUGCUAAAAGAAUAACAUGUAAGGAUGUUUUUUUAUUUCUUCCCCGAACAUGAAAACAAAAUAAUGUCCAUGAUACAGUAUGAAAAUAAAUAUGGUAUAGUUGGUUGUUUUUUUUACAAAAUAACAAGAAAUGUUUGCAUAAUAAACAAUAGUUUUUAUUUAACACUUGGUGGAAAGAGUAACUUUCCUGAGCAUUACACAAAGGUAAGAUAGUAAUUGGUAAUCAUUGAAAUAUAGUUGUAAGAAAAGCAGAUUGUGAGAAUCCUAGGCAGUUGAUUGCACAUAAUGCACAGCACCAAUAACAGAAUAACAGAGUUGUAGGGGGCCUCGGAGAUCUUCUAGUCCA